This is a messenger RNA of Trichoderma virens Gv29-8, 1937 nucleotides long. RefSeq lists its product as uncharacterized. Lineage: Eukaryota; Fungi; Ascomycota; Sordariomycetes; Hypocreales; Hypocreaceae. The transcript has a single exon. The record is from RefSeq and is a predicted model, not a curated record. The coding region runs from base 1 to 1701 and encodes 566 amino acids.
AUGGAAGCCUACAGCCUCGACCACUACCCCUCAAGCCUCCUGGCGCUGCCAUACAACUCUCACAGCCGCCAUGUCCGAUCUACAUCAAAGGCUUCAUCCAUCUACUCAACAGUCUCUGCAGUAGACUCAAUAGCAGACUCAGCGUGCUCUCGCUUCUCAACUCCUCCUCGCGCCAGCCCUCCCGUCCGCCAGCAUGGUCCCCUUCUGCUGCCCAAGAUUCGCUCUCAAGAUCAGGAUAUCAGCCAGCCUCACUUGUCGCGGGUAUCACACUCUCGCUCCAGCUCUAUUCGUUCAGCAAGAGCAAGGCUUGCCAGCCAGCAGUCCACGCCGCCUCCCCCAGCUUCAAAGCCCUUCCGCACAAGCCACUCCCGGAGUUACACCAACCCCGAGACCGUUGCCAACAUGGCCUUUGCUCACAUCUCGCCCUUUGCCACCCCUCCCCCGCAGACGCAUGAUGAGCCCACGGCUUUCCCUUCAUCGCUUCUUGCUUCGCCUGCAAGCUUCGCCCAUGACAGCCUGCCGCCGUCUCGCCGCACAAGUCUCAACGUUGACGCUGCCACUAUCGACAAGUAUGGCUAUCCAACAUAUCGCCAGAUGCCCUUUGUGCCCACCACCACCGCCGCUUCGCAGCAGUCAGAGUACAUGUUCCCGUCUUACCUCCCUCGUGCCCCAUCACCCUUGAGCCUGGCCACCGCCGCUACUCCUGAGCCAGCGCCGUCAACCACUCUCAUGGAGCACCUGACAUGUCCCAACCCUGCUGCGUCUCUGGUCCGAACCAUCUCCUUUCCUCUUCGAGAUCCUUCAAUCAAGCACUUCUGGUGGGAUGUCCGCAACAUCUCCUCAUGGUCGAGCUUCAAUGCCUCGGCCAUCCUGUCUCUCCCUGGCGCUUCUGCUCUGCUCAACUCUCCCGUUCCUGCUCCUCUACUCCAGACACCUGCCUUCUCAUCUCGUCACCCCGAGACUGAGGCUGCUCUGCAUAGCCUUUACGCCUCGUACUAUCUUCCCAAGCUCAACUCUGCACUGGCCAUUUCUUCCAACCGCCCCCUGCAGCUCUCCGUCCCAGCCAAGACAGCCUCGGGCGUCAACGACCUCAUCUUCGUUGCCAAUGCCAUCGGCGAGUCGUCCACCGCUGCUGCAAUCUUCGGUGGCAAGCCCACGGCAAGAGUGGUUGGUCUCGUCCGCAGCUUUGAUCGCUUCAACACUGGCAUGCGUGCUGAAGGCAACAUCAAGCGUGUAGAUUACCUGCGAGGCCUUGCCGCCCUGCACUAUGCUAUGCGCGAGCAUGGCUGCCGCUACGGCUUCAUCCUCACCGAGAUUGAGCUCGUCCUUGUUCGUGCCGGUACCGAGUCGAUCCCCUUCUUCGGCGACUUGGAAAUCACUUCCGUUCAGCUCAACGCCGCUGCUUCCGAUGCCGAGCUCGACUCGUCGGACAGCGUUCCCCUGACGGCCUGUCUCGCUCUUUGGGGCCUCUGCCAACUCGCCAGCGACCACACUCCCGCCGGUCACGCCCACUGGAAAGCUGAGAUUGGCGCUCCCGCCGACGGCACCAGGCGAAAGGCCAAGGCUCGCGACAACUGGAUUCCCAAGCCCCAGCUGGCCGAGAAGCGUGAGGCCAAGCGAAGUCGUGGUUGGGUGUGGCCCGAGGACCCCGUCGGGAGGAAAGAGAUGGGCAAGAGAGGCGUCAAGUAUGGUGGAUUGUGAUGGCGGGUUUGCUGAGAUUUUCGCGGCUGGUUCCGUACUCUGCUCCCCAUCGCAACCCUCCAGAGCAAGGUCGACACUAGUAAUUUUUUUUUUAUAUUAAUUCUCCUUUAUUCCUUCUUGUUUUCCUUUUGUGGUUCUUGGUUUUAUGAUUGAAAUGACCUCAAUAUAUGUAGAUAGCUACCUAAUCAAACACUCUUUGAAGUUUUCCUUUAUUCAAUACACGAUGGUUCUGUUAU